AUGAGAACAUAUCGCAAUUCAUUCUACCAAACUGCAAGCAAUUACGUCUUGAACUUGUCACGUCUACUCAAAUUAGAGUUUAUUAUGUCUGCUACGGUUUUUCCGGAAAUUCCUGAUGUACAGAAAGCCGUUAUUUUCCAAAGACAUAAUGGAGAGUUAGAAUACAAAGAUAUUGAGGUGCCCUUACCAAAAUCCAAUGAACUGCUGAUCAAUGUAAAAUAUUCUGGAGUGUGUCAUUCUGAUUUACAUGCAUGGAAGGGCGACUGGCAAUCAGAGACAAAAUUGCCCCUCGUGGGCGGCCAUGAAGGGGCCGGUGUAGUGGUAGCCAUGGGGGAAAAUGUGCGUGGGUGGAAAAUCGGGGACUAUGCUGGAAUUAAAUGGCUGAACAGCUGCUGCUUGUCUUGUGAGCAGUGUGAAUUAUCUAAUGAGCCUAGUUGUCCAGAGGCUGACAUUUCAGGUUACACCCGGGACGGCUCUUUUCAACAAUACGCCACAGCUGAUGCAGUACAGGCUGCUAGAAUCCCAGCGGGCACGAAUCUAGCAGAAAUAUCUCCAGUAUUGUGCGCUGGUAUUACUGUGUAUAAAGCUUUGAAAACUGCUCAUUUAAAUGCUGGAAACUGGGUUGUCAUCUCAGGCGCUUGUGGUGGCUUGGGUUCCAUGGCUAUUCAAUAUGCCAAGGCCAUGGGGCUCCGCAUUGUUGGAAUUGAUGGCGGAUUUGAAAAGGAGCGAUUGUUCAAAGAGUUGGGCGGGGAGAUCUUCAUUGACUAUACUAAGUGCAAGGACAUCGUUCGAGAAGUCAUAAGUGUAACACACGGAGGGGCACAUGGCGUUAUCAACGUUUCUGUUUCAGAGGUUGCAAUACAAGCAUCGACUGAAUAUUGCAGGGCCAAUGGAACUAUCAUUUUGGUUGGUAUACCGAGCGGUAGCAAGUGCAUUUCUGACGUUUUUAACCACGUCGUCAAAUCUAUCAAGAUUGUCGGGUCCAGUAUUGGAAACAGAGCCGAUACAAGAGAAGCCCUCGAUUUUUACUUAAGAGGUUUGAUCAGACCUUCAAUUGAGGUAAUGGGCUUAUCACAGUUGCCGGAAAUUUUUGACAGGAUGGAAAAAGGUCUUAUCGCCGGUAGAUGCGUAGUAGAUACCUCAAGAUAG
Messenger RNA from Lachancea nothofagi CBS 11611, 1149 nucleotides. Lineage: Eukaryota; Fungi; Ascomycota; Saccharomycetes; Saccharomycetales; Saccharomycetaceae. The record is from the annotation of a GenBank genome assembly.